AUGUGUGUCCCCCAACCCGGACUACUUUUCAUAUCCAAAUAUUUUCCUUUCUUUUCACCCCCCUUUUCAGGUGCGUAUUGCACUACAGUGUGGGCACCGCCGCCCGUAUCCUCCAUAACACCAUAUUCCGCCGAGAAUUCCUUAAGUCCCGAAGUGCAUGUCAAUACUCCAACAGUAUCAACCGCACAAAGUCCGCAUGAAGCACAAGUUGAAGAAUCGGAAACAUCCGCCGCUAGCGAGCGAGAAGAUAUUACACCAUCCACUACCAUGCAGGAUGUUUCCGCGACUCCACAACAGCGUGACGAAAAGGACAGCGGUCACAGUCAGACAACGGACGAACAACAUGAUACCGACUCAUCACGUACGGAAAACGCCCCGGGAACCGCCAUUUUGGGGUCACCCACUGAUAAAGAGUCGACCCAAAGCAUUUUGCAGGACGGAAACAACGUGAAAGGAAAUAUUGUGUCUCCGGGAGUUGAAGGAACAUCGCACACUCCUUUGCCAACAUCGCGCUUGACCCGAUCGCGGACACGCCUUGCCCAACAAGCACAGGUAGCCCUCGACCCACCAGCAUCACAACCCACACCAACCGGCCCAAAGCCAAGUGGGGAGGGCAAGGAACAUGUCUUGCAUAAGGUGAUUGCCGAUGGCCACACCGAGGAUGGUGAGCUCUUCCUUAAGGUACGGUGGUAUGGAUACAAUGCGGAAGGCGACACGUGGGAGCCCAUUCAGCACCUGCCUCGAUCGCAUGUACUUCCAUAUGACAAUCGGCUGAAUUUGCACCCACCUGAUACCAUCGGAAACCCACAAGUAGGAUAA
Molecule: messenger RNA, 819 nt
Organism: Chondrus crispus (carragheen)
Lineage: Eukaryota; Rhodophyta; Florideophyceae; Gigartinales; Gigartinaceae
Exons: 1
Coding region: 1-819 (272 amino acids)
Source: RefSeq, a predicted model, not a curated record